Melanotaenia boesemani (Boeseman's rainbowfish) is the source of this 3191-nucleotide messenger RNA. RefSeq names its product eukaryotic translation initiation factor 3, subunit C (gene eif3c). The record is from RefSeq and is a predicted model, not a curated record. The transcript has 24 exons. Gene Ontology annotation, molecular function: RNA binding; translation initiation factor binding; translation initiation factor activity. Bases 168 to 2963 code for a protein of 931 amino acids. Gene Ontology annotation, cellular component: eukaryotic translation initiation factor 3 complex. Gene Ontology annotation, biological process: translational initiation. Lineage: Eukaryota; Metazoa; Chordata; Actinopteri; Atheriniformes; Melanotaeniidae.
GUUGAUCUGCUGCGCAUACUUCCUUUCCUGACGCAAGAACCGGCAAGGCUGUUGCACGCGUCUGUUGUGGCUUCAACUGCAAAGCUGGAUUUUAUAACAGUACAAAGUAGACAAACUCACAGCAAGAGAACUUUCAUAAGGACAUAGAUUGACAACUCCCCUCAGCAAUGUCUCGAUUCUUUGCCACCGGGUCUGACAGCGAGUCAGAGGAGUCCUCAUCCGCCGAUGAGAUUACCCCAAAAGCACCCGGGACAACUUUCAAGCAGUCGUUGCUUAUAAGUGAUGAUGAAGAGGACACUAAAAGAGUAGUGCGCAGCGCCAAGGACAAAAGGUUUGAGGAGUUGACAAACCUCAUAAAGACUAUUCGCAAUGCCAUGAAGAUCCGAGACAUGGCCAAAUGUCUGGAGGAAUUUGAGCAGUUAUGUCGAGCAUUCCUCAAAAGCAAGAACAUAGUGGACAAAGAGGGUGUUCCCUCCUUCUACAUCCGUCUCUUGGCUGACUUGGAGGACUACCUGAACCAGCUUUGGGAGGACAAAGAGGGAAAGAAAAAGAUGAACAAAAACAAUGCAAAAGCCCUGAGCACGCUGCGUCAGAAGAUCCGCAAGUACAACAGAGAUUAUGAAACGGAAAUAGCUGCAUACAAGGAGAACCCACAAGAGUCUGCAGAUGAAGAGGAGGAGAAGGAACAAGGGGAUUCAGGUUCCUCUUUUGAAAGUGACGGCGAGGCUGGUGAUGAGGGAGUGUCGGCCAAGUCCUUCUUGAAGAAAAAGCCAGAAGGUGUUUCAGAAGCCAGCAAGUUCCUUAAGGGUGCUAAGGGAUCAGGGGACGAGUCCUCUUCUAGCGAUGAUGAUGACGAUGAUGACGAAGAUGAAGACUGGGGUGCAGACACAGAUGAGAGAGACAGUGAGAGUUCGGAUGACGAUAAAGAAAAGAGCAAAUCCCUGGCCACAGUCUUCCUGAAGAGGGCCCCUAGUCCUGACAGACCCGGUGACAAGAAGGAUUUAAAGAAAAAGAAGCUGAAAAAGAAGGAGCGGAUUGGAAUUGAGCUUGAGGGCGAGGGAGAAGAGGAGGCUGGAGGCGGCUGGGAGAAAGUCAGAAGUGGAAUACCUAUGGUCAAGGAGAAGCCCAAGAUGUUUGCUAAAGGCACAGAAAUCAACACAGCCGUGGUAGUGAAGAAGCUGAAUGAGAUCCUGCAAGCAAGAGGCAAAAAAGGCACAGACAGGGCUGCUCAGAUUGAACUGCUUCAUGCUCUGGCAGCCAUCGCUGCCGAGAAUAACUUGGGCCAAGGUAUCCUGGUCAAGAUUAAGUUCAACAUUAUUGCCUCCCUGUAUGAUUACAACCCUAACUUGGCAGCUUUCAUGAAGGCUGACAUGUGGAAGAAGUGCCUGGACUGUAUUGAUGAGCUGCUGGACAUCCUGUUUGAACACAACAAUAUCUUCAUUGGGGAGAAUAUUGUAGAGGACAGUGAGAAUCUAGCCAUCUCUGACCAGCCUUUCAGGGUUCGUGGAUGUGUCUUAACACUGGUGGAGAGGAUGGAUGAAGAGUUUACCAAGAUCAUGCAGAACACUGAUCCCCAUUCACAAGAGUAUGUUGACAACCUCAAAGACGAGGGACGAGUUUGUGGGAUCGUUGACCGGCUGCUCACCUACUUGGAGAACAAAGGCAGCACAGAAGAGAUUUGCCGCGUCUACCUGCGCAGAAUCAUGCACACCUACUACAAGUUUGAUUACAAAGCUCACAGACGCAGUUUAGGCCUCCAGGGAGAAACCAAGUCGGAGCUGGAUCAGGAGGAGAGUGAAGGGGAGGACAGUGCUGUGAUCAUGGAUCGUCUCUGCAAGUUUAUCUACGCCAAGGAUCGCACCGACCGUAUCCGUACCUGCGCUAUCCUCUGCCACAUCUACCACCAUGCUCUUCAUUCCCGCUGGUACCAGGCACGUGACCUGAUGCUGAUGAGCCACCUGCAGGACAACAUCCAACAUGCUGAUCCACCUGUACAGAUCCUAUACAACAGAACCAUGGUCCAACUCGGCAUUUGUGCUUUUAGGCAGGGUAUGAUUAAAGAUGCCCACAAUGCACUGUUGGAUAUCCAGUCAUCUGGCCGUGCCAAGGAGCUCCUGGGCCAGGGUUUGCUCAUGAGGAACAUGCAGGAGAGAAAUGCUGAGCAGGAGAAGAUUGAAAAGAGAAGACAAGUUCCAUUCCACAUGCACAUCAACUUGGAGCUGCUGGAGUGUGUGUACCUGGUGUCAGCUAUGCUGUUAGAAAUCCCCUACAUGGCUGCCCACGAGUUUGAUGCCCGUCGCAGGAUGAUCAGUAAACAGUUCCAUCACCAGCUCAGGGUUGGAGAGAGACAGCCGCUGCUGGGACCCCCAGAGAGCAUGAGGGAGCAUGUAGUAGCAGCCAGCAAGGCUAUGAAGAUGGGAGACUGGCGUACCUGCCACUCAUUCAUCAUCAAUGAGAAGAUGAACAGUAAAGUCUGGGACUUGUUCCCUGAGGCACAGCGAGUGCGAGAGAUGCUCGUAAGAAAAAUCCAAGAAGAGUCACUGAGGACUUACCUGUUCACAUACAGCAGUGUAUACGACUCCAUCAGCAUGGAAACACUGUCUGAGAUGUUUGAGCUGGAGAUCCCUACGGUUCACAGCAUAAUCAGCAAGAUGAUCAUCAAUGAGGAGCUGAUGGCCUCACUGGACCAGCCCACGCAGACUGUGGUGAUGCACCGCACAGAGCCCACCUCUCUGCAGAACAUGGCUCUGCAGCUGGCAGAGAAACUGGGGAGUUUGGUGGAGAAUAACGAGCGUGUCUUUGAUCUCAAGCAGGGUGUCUACGGAGGUUACUUCAACAGAGAUCAAAAAGGUGGCUACCAACAGAAGCAAUCCUACCAGAGAGAUCAGAAAGGUGGUUACCAGCAGAAGCAGGGAGGCUACCAGCGAGGCGGCUACAGGAAUCAAAAUCAAAGCAACUACUGAAUGUAGUUUUCAUUCUAUAACACCCCAACAACCUGCAUUCAGAAAUGUCCGAUCAAAACUGUUUUCAGCUGAUCUUGACUCACCUGCAAAGUGACAUCUCAGCGCUGCAAACUUCUACUUAUUAACACAUCAGUAAUAGAAAGUUGUGGUUGGCUGGCUUGUGCCAAAAGUCAGCAACAAACAUGUCAUCUAUUAAAGACUUGAUAAAAUAAAUGAUAAUAAACCAUG